AUGCGUGCGCCUGCCUGUAUACGUGUAGUACUUCUACUACUACGCACACUAGUUGCUGCCAGUCCAACCCAGACUUCCUCAUCCAUCCGUAAGCAUUGAGCAUUCCAAGAAGGAGCAAGGAAAGAUAGAGAUUAUUAGAGAGUGGCAGCCGGCUGGCCGGCCAUGGAGGGCGGCGCUCACGGGUUCGACGGCUCGGCCUUCAGGGAGUGCUUCUCCCUCUCCUGGCGGAACCCCUACAUCCUCCGCCUCGCCUUCUCCGCCGGCAUCGGCGGCCUCCUCUUCGGCUACGACACGGGUGUCAUUUCAGGGGCACUGCUUUACAUCCGCGACGAUUUCCGCUCGGUCGACAAGAACACAUGGCUUCAGGAAAUGAUCGUGAGCAUGGCGGUGGCCGGCGCCAUCAUUGGCGCGGCGGUCGGCGGCUGGGCCAACGACCGGUUCGGGCGGCGAACGUCCAUCCUCGUGGCCGACUUGCUCUUUUUUGCGGGCGCGGUGGUCAUGGCUUCGGCGACGGGCCCAGUGCAGCUCGUGGUCGGCCGCGUCUUCGUCGGCCUAGGCGUCGGCAUGGCAUCCAUGACGGCGCCGCUUUACAUCUCCGAGGCGUCGCCGGCGAGGAUCAGGGGCGCGCUUGUGAGUACCAACGGCUUCCUCAUCACCGGCGGCCAGUUCUUGUCCUACCUUAUCAACCUCGCAUUCACCAAGGCGCCGGGGACGUGGAGGUGGAUGCUCGGAGUCGCCGGCCUCCCUGCCGUGGUCCAGUUCGUCCUCAUGCUAUUCCUCCCCGAAUCACCAAGAUGGCUUUACAGAAAGGGGAGGGUGGAGGAAGCAGAGGCGAUCCUGCGUAAGAUAUACACGGCCGAGGAGGAGGUGGAGAGGGAGAUGCAGGAGUUGAAGGAGUCGGUGGAAGCGGAGGCGCGGGAGCGGGGCUCGUCGGAGAAGGUAAGCCUGACGGCGCUGGUGAAGACGGCAACUGUGCGGCGGGCGCUGGUUGCCGGCGUCGGGCUGCAGGUGUUCCAGCAGCUCGUGGGUAUCAACACCGUGAUGUACUACAGCCCGAGCAUCGUGCAGCUCGCCGGGUUCGCCUCCAACCAAACGGCGCUCGCGCUCUCGCUGGUCACCUCCGGCCUCAACGCGCUCGGCUCCAUCGUUAGCAUCUACUUCAUCGACCGCACCGGCCGGAGGAAGCUGCUGGUGAUAAGCCUCGUCGGCGUCAUCGCGUCGCUUGCCCUGCUCUCCGCGGUGUUCCACGAGACCACCUCACACUCGCCCGCCGUCGGCAGCGCUGAGACCGGCCACUUCGAUGGCUCGCUCACAUGCCCGGACUACCGGACGACGAGCAGCUCCGGCUGGGAGUGGGACUGCACCCGGUGCCUCAAGGCCAGCUCGACGGAGUGCGGCUUCUGCGCGUCCGGCGCCGGCAGCAAGCUGCUCCCGGGCGCGUGCCUGCUGUCGAACGCGACGGUGCGCGACGCGUGCCACGGCGAGGGGCGUCUCUGGUACACGCGCGGCUGCCCGAGCCGAUACGGUUGGCUGGCCAUGGUCGGGCUAGCUCUGUACAUCUCCUUCUUCUCGCCGGGGAUGGGCACGGUGCCCUGGAUCGUCAACUCGGAGAUCUACCCGCUGCGGCACCGCGGUGUGUGCGGUGGCGUGGCGGCCACCGCGAACUGGGUGUCCAACCUGGUAGUGGCGCAGUCCUUCCUGUCGCUGACGGAGGCCAUCGGUCCCGCGUGGACAUUCCUCAUCUUCGGUGUCCUGUCCGUGGCAGCGCUCGCGUUCGUGCUCGUCUGCGUGCCGGAGACCAAGGGACUCCCCAUCGAGGAGGUGGAGAAGAUGCUGGAGAAGCGGGAGCUCAGGCUCAAGUUCUGGGCACCGCGCGGCCGCGGCAGCAAGAACGACGGUGUGUGAGUGUCAUGUCAUCCCUUCCUUCUUUAUUUAGCGCGCGAACCAGACAAUUUGUGGCGAUCCACGUAACUGGAAUUCCGAUUUGUAGGUUUCUACUACUACCUCUGCAACUAAAUACGGAGUAUAAAGAUGUUUCUGCAGUUUAAAUUGUAAUUGUAUUGUAAAAACGUCUUAUACAUAGAAAACGGAGGUACGACUAUUUUAAA
Messenger RNA from Hordeum vulgare subsp. vulgare (domesticated barley), 2108 nucleotides. Its product is annotated as probable inositol transporter 2. Bases 163 to 1905 code for a protein of 580 amino acids. Lineage: Eukaryota; Viridiplantae; Streptophyta; Magnoliopsida; Poales; Poaceae. The transcript has 3 exons. Gene Ontology annotation, molecular function: myo-inositol:proton symporter activity. Gene Ontology annotation, biological process: transmembrane transport. Gene Ontology annotation, cellular component: membrane. The record is from RefSeq and is a predicted model, not a curated record.